Beta vulgaris subsp. vulgaris (sugar beet) is the source of this 1868-nucleotide messenger RNA. RefSeq names its product NAD(P)H-quinone oxidoreductase subunit H, chloroplastic. The record is from RefSeq and is a predicted model, not a curated record. Gene Ontology annotation, molecular function: NADH dehydrogenase (ubiquinone) activity; NAD binding; quinone binding. Lineage: Eukaryota; Viridiplantae; Streptophyta; Magnoliopsida; Caryophyllales; Amaranthaceae.
CACAAUUAAAAAUGCAUUUAUAAUGCAUUUGUCUUAUGGAUUUCCUAUUUAUUUGGUAGAUAAACAGAGGUCUACACGUCUUGUCGUAUAUUCAAUUCCGAUACAUGAUACUAAUUCGAUGACAUAUCAAUUAUAUCCAGAAAUUACUCAACAUAAUUUUCAAUAUUAAGUUUCUUUGAUAAAAUGAAUCAAUAAGGUAUUGUGACAUUGUUGUGUAUACCAGAUUUGGCAUUAUCAUUACUGAUUGGUAAAAUUUCAUAUUUUGUAAAAAAAAAAAGGUAAUGAAGGUUAUGAAUUUAUGAAAAAAAAUUCAUUCAUAUCCAUUAUUUCGGAUGAAAAAAAAGAAGAAAACAGAGGGUCUGUUGAAUUUCAAGUAUUCUGUGUUACCAAUAAGAUACGAAGACUUACUUCACAUUUGGAAUUGCACAAAAAAGACUAUCAUCUUAGAGAGAACUACGAAAAAUUCUGGGAAAACGCCUACGACUACUGACUUAAUAAUCAAAGAAAAAUGUAGUACGUUAUAAAGAUUUACUAAGUCAAUUGACAUUUGAGAACUAAAAACACGUUAAUUUGAAGAGUCGUUUUGAAUCAUUUGAUUUAUUAGAUCUUGAAUUUUGAUGAACUUCUUUUUGUUUUCAGCAAUUCAUGGAAAAAAAAAUUCGUGUAAAGAAUGAAUCGGGGAAAAAUCUAUGACUGUACCAACUUCCAAAAAGGACAUCAUGAUAGUCAAUAUGGGCCCUCACCAUCCAUCAAUGCAUGGAGUUCUCCGACUCAUCGUUACUUUAGACGGUGAAGAUGUUAUUGACUGUGAACCAAUAGUGGGUUAUUUACACAUGGGUAUGGAAAAAAUUGCGGAAAAUCAAACAAUUAUACAAUAUCUUCCUUAUGUGACACGUUGGGAUUAUUUAGCUACUAUGUUCACAGAAGUAAUCACUUUAAACGGACCAGAACAGUUGGGAAAUAUUCAAGUACCUAAAAGAGCUAGUUAUAUCCGAGUAAUUAUGUUGGAAUCAAGUCGUAUAGCUUCUCAUUUGUUAUGGCUCAACCCUUUUAUGGCGAAUAUUGGCGCGUAGACCCCUUUCUUCUAUAUUUUUAGAGAAAGAGAAUUGAUAUAUGAUUUAUUCGAAGCUGCUACCGGUAUGAGAAUGAUGCAUAAUUAUUUUCGUAUUGGAGGAGUAGCUGCCGAUCUACCUUAUGGAUGGAUAGAUAAAUGUUCAUUUUGUGAUUAUUUUUUAAUAGGGCUUACUGAAUACCAAAAACUUAUUACGCAAAAUCCUAUUUUUUUAGAACGAGUUGAGAACGUAGGCAUUAUUGGUGGAGAAGAACCACUAAAUUGGGGUUUAUCAGGGCCAAUGGUACGAGCUUCGAAAAUAGAAUGGGAUCUUCGUAAAGUUGAUCAUUAUGAGUGUUACGACGAAUUUGAUUGGGAAGUCCAAUGGCAAAAAGAAGGAGAUUCAUUAGCUCGUUAUUUAAUACAAAUUGGUGAAAUGGCCGAAUCCAUAAAAUUUGUUCAACAAGCUCUAGAAGGAAUUCCAGGGGGUCCCUAUGAGAAUUUAGAAAUCCGACGCUUUAAUCGAAAAAAAUAUCCUGAAUGGAAUGAUUUUGAAUAUCGAUUCAUUAGUAAAAAGCCAUCUCCAACUUUUGAAUUGUCGAAACAAGAACUUUAUGUAAGAGCUGAAGCCCCAAAGGGAGAAUUAGGAAUAUUUUUGAAAGGAGGUCAGAGCGUUUUUCCUUGGAGAUCGAAAAUCCGCGCCUCGAGUUUUAUCAAUUUGCAAAUUCUUCCUCAAUUAGUUAAAAAAAUAAAAUUAGUUGUUAUUAUGAGGAUACUAGGUAGUAUAGAUAUCAUUAUGGGAGAAGUGAUCAUUGAA